Molecule: messenger RNA, 8050 nt
Organism: Leucoraja erinaceus (little skate)
Lineage: Eukaryota; Metazoa; Chordata; Chondrichthyes; Rajiformes; Rajidae
Gene: slco4a1
Product: solute carrier organic anion transporter family, member 4A1
Exons: 14
Coding region: 989-3103 (704 amino acids)
Biological process (GO): transmembrane transport; sodium-independent organic anion transport
Cellular component (GO): membrane
Molecular function (GO): protein binding
Source: RefSeq, a predicted model, not a curated record
UUUUGGGAGAGCACUUGAACAAACUUGUACAGUGGGACAGGGCCAUAAUGGUAGUCAAAUCCUAGGAGGUCUUUUUUCAUUCAAGACCGAUUCUGGAAUAGUGUGCACAGGAUACUGCUAUGCUCGAGACAUCUGUUCAUAGAUGGCAUAUAUCAGCGCUUUGUCACCCUAUAGCUACAUCGGUAAGGCCAUGAUGCCACUCAUGAUCUUUAACCCGGCUGACCUGGCUCAUGUGUACUUUCAGAUUCAGAUCAGUACCUUUGGAUAUUAAUGUGCCAGUUCUGGAAGCUUUCUAUUGUAGCCCAUUCAAUUCUGAAGGGAAAUGCUUCUUUUAAAGUGUUGAAUAGUAUCCCAAUUUCAAUCGCAAUUUCAUAAACAACUGGAAAGGAAAAUCGCUUUGGUGUCCAAAUUAAACUGGUUUUGAAGUGUAUUAACGUAGAUGGAUUCCAAAUAACCUUGUAAUGAUUAGCCAAUCCUUGGCACUGUUUACGGAAGGAAAAUACUCAAAUGCUUGAAUGACAUUACUCCCUAAACACGUGCACUUACCCAUGUCUAUUUAAGACCACGAAGAGAGAAACCUGAAGUGAGUGCAAUGACUUAGCAAGUCUACAGCUACUCGUUGUAUGGCUCGGAUUCUCUCCUCAUUCACUGAAGACAUUUUCCGGAAUCUUGGCUGUAAGAACCCUUGGAUUGCAGCAUCCUUCUGAUGCGAGUUCAUUAGGGGUGUCAGGACAGAACAGGCUGGUUGUCAACAAAAAUCUCUGGACUGCGGAUCAGAAGCUUAGGUGAAGGAUUUCCUCAGUGAAAACCCACAGCUAUUCAAGUUAUUUUUUACACAGAAAGUGUACCUGUCCUAAGUGAAACCAAUUUGUUUAAAACGCUGAAGACAUUGUGUGAGUCUCCAUGAUGGACUGCUAAGUAGAAAGGGAUAAUUCUCCUUCUACAUUUAUUGAAAUAUCCUGCAACUGACUUUGGACGAAGACGAAACAUGUCGAGCCAUUUAACCGGAGAUGCUUCAUUCAGCUCCAGACAGGAACUGCUGAAUUUAAAUGAACCAUGCUUGAGCACCAAUAAUGUAGAGACUGCGGAUUCUGAAGUCAUUAACGAGAAAAUACAGUGCAAUGGGACAAAAGUAUACAAUAAGUCCUACCAACAUAAUUCGCACUCGAACAAUUCUGAACAUGUGUGUGGCUGGGGUCUGUUCAAGCCCAAAUUUCUGCAGGCUUGCAACACGCCAAUAGGAAUCCUUGGCUUCCUCUGCUGUGCUUCCUUUCUCCAAGGAAUGAUCGUUAAUGGAUUUAUAAAUACUGUUAUCACUUCAAUUGAACGGAGAUUUGAUCUACGCAGCUACCACAGUGGCAUGAUUGCCAGCUCUUAUGACAUAGCUGCGUGCAUCUGCCUGCUGUUUGUCAGCUACUUUGGUGGGAGUGGUCACAAGCCAAAGUGGCUCGGCUGGGGGGUCUUAAUCAUGGCUUUGGGGUCACUCGUGUUUUCUUUGCCUCAUUUUGUUUCCAGUCAUUAUAUAGUGGAUUUAACGGAGCAGUCUGGUUUAUGCAACACCACAAAGUCUACACAAUGUCAGGAAGGUUCGUCAAGUUCCUCCAACUACAGGUUUCUGUUCAUGCUUGGACAGUUCCUCCAUGGCAUUGGGGCAACACCACUGUACACCCUGGGAGUGACCUAUCUCGAUGAAAAUGUCAGGUCCAACCAUGCUCCUGUUUACAUCGCUAUUUUCUACACAGCAGCUAUUGUUGGACCAGCAGCUGGCUACUUACUUGGAGGCUUUUUCCUCCAAAUGUACACUGAGAUAAACACCACGGUUAAUCUUACUCCGGAGAAUCCCCUGUGGGUGGGGGCAUGGUGGGUCGGAUUCCUUGGAGCCGGAGCAGCAGCUUUCCUCGUCUCUAUCCCAAUCUUCGGUUACCCUCGACAACUUCCAGAGUCCCAACAGUAUAUGGCCAUGAGGGUCUCAGAAGCUCACCAACUGAAGGAUGGGAGCCAGCAGACUGCACUGGAGCCAGAUUUUGGGAAGACGUUAAGGGACUUGCCCAGGUCUGCAAUGUUGUUGCUGAGGAAUCCAACAUUCAUCUUUCUCUGCCUGUCAGGAGCAACUGAGGCCACUCUCAUAGCCGGCAUGUCCACGUUUGGACCCAAGUUCCUUGAAGCCCAGUUUGGUCUGAGUGCCUCUCAAGGUGCAACCCUAUUUGGGUACAUUGUAGUUCCAGCGGGAGGAGGUGGCACAUUCCUUGGCGGAUUCAUUGUGAAUAAAUUAAAACUUCGUUGUGCGGGAAUCAUCAAGAUUAGUAUUAUUUGUGCAUUCAUGAGCCUGCUAGCUAUUUUCAUUGUCAGCAUUAACUGCCCCAACAUGGCUGUGGCUGGGAUCACUUCAACAUUCAAUGGCAGUGUUUAUGAUGGGGCUAUCAAUGUGACUGCAACAUGCAACGCUGAUUGUAACUGUUUAAUGGAAUUGUACAAUCCAGUUUGUGGAGCAGAUGGUUUAAUGUAUUACUCACCUUGUCAUGCUGGAUGCACAGAAUUUAAUUCAACACUGUCACCAAAUGGCAGAAAGAUAUUCCACAACUGUCUCUGUGUAAUGGAGCACGAUGCGAUGAGGCGGGGUUAUGCAGAAUCUGGGAAAUGCGAUUCUCCCUGUACACAAUUGCCACUAUUUAUGUCGAUCUUCUUUUUUGUAAUUUUCUUCACGUUCUUGAGCAGCAUUCCUGCGUUAACAGCAACUCUCAGGUGUGUCCCUGAUAGUCAGCGAUCAUUUGCACUCGGUAUUCAAUGGAUUUUAGUCCGUACUUUAGGAGGAAUCCCAGGCCCAAUUGCGUUUGGAUCCGUUAUUGACAUGUCCUGCUUGUUGUGGCAGCGUCAAUGCACAGAGAGAGGCUCUUGUUAUAUCUACCAAAAUUCAGCCAUGAGCAAAUAUCUCCUGAUUGCAGGAAUAACAUACAAGAUAGCGGGGUUAUUAUUCUUUCUCCUGGCUUUUUUUCUGUACAAACCACCAGGAUCAACACUCAGUAGUUCAACCAUGGACAAUGGAGACUCUGAUUUAGACAAGGGUGUUUCACAAAAUACAGUUAAAAAAGUAAUUACUCUCUAAUUAACUCGCACUUACAUUGCAUUUAAUGAAAAUUGUAUUCUUGCCACUCCACAUUAUUGGAUGUCAUUCACCGUACUCAUCUAACCAGCCACAUUUUAACAUCAACCUUGUUAUUUUCAUGAUCAACUUUUUCAGUUUUAACGUUGUUGAACAUCGGGACUAUUUACAAAAUUUUAACAUUGAAAAUUGUAUAAAUUAAAUCUGUGCAGAGUGUACAAUGAUAUAGAAACGAUUGAAAGUGAAUAAGUGAUGAUGUUUACCUGCAAACACUACAUCUAUAUACGUAUAAGGAUUCUUCAUUGCAAGUGUUAGCCAUUGCACUGGAUGGGUCAGGAGACUGAGGAUUGGCAUGGUUUACACACCCAUAAACUAUGCAACAGUGCUUAAGCCUUUAAUGGAUGUCUAUGCAGCUGUAAUGUCAUUUAUUUCAGCUAUUUACAAAGCUCUUUUAAAUAUUGACAAAUUCUUAAUUAUGCAAUUCACAGGUACAUUUUACACUUUUGAUAUUAGACAUUAAGACUAGGAUUUUCUUACUUUUCUUUAUAAAUUCCCAAUUACUUCAGUCUUUAGCUCCAAUCCUGGGGCAGUGCAACCAUGGGGACUCCAACAACAGACCAUUGCGUAGAUUUAGAAAAUUUCUCUAUGAGGAACUAAAUAAUAUAGUUGCUAAGGGAACGGAAAUCUUGCUAAAUGUCAAUUGUAACUUGGCAAUUGGUAAUACUACAUCCCAGGAAAAAAAAUCACAAAUAUCCUAAAGGAAAUCCAUUCAAAACUUCGAAUGCAAUUCAAAUAAAAUAAGAGUAUAGCAAAAUGAUAUGGGAAGCCCAUGUUAUUUAUAAGGCACAAUUAUUUUCUUUUUAUCAUCCUAACCAUUUGUGGGACUGUAAGCUGAAAGUGACCAGAAUUGGUGUUAGUGGUGGAGAUGGUUGUUGCAUGGUGCAGUGGGCGUGGAAGGAAUAUUUAGCUUCCAUAGUAAUAAUUAUGAGAGUGAUGUACCAGAUUAACACCCUUGGCUCACAUUAAUACUUGAAAGAAAACCUGCAGCUAUAUGUUGGACACUGAGUGUUUGUUUUAGAAACUGUUGAACUGGAGGUUAAUUAUUCAGGAUGUUAGUUGUGGCUGUGGGAGCUGGCACUGAUUAUCAGGUGAUUAAUAACAUCCUUGUGCAUUAUUUAUUAUUAAUUGCUCUUCUUUUAUCAAAAGACAUAAAAAAUGGAUAACAUUUUUUUAUAAACCUUUCCCUUGAAAUGAUGCUGAGAUACAGGCACUUAAAUAUAUUAGUGUAGGAAGGAACUGCAGGUGCUGGUUUAUAUCGAAGAUAGACACAAAGUGCUGGAGCAACUCAGCAGGUCAGGCAGCAUCUCUGGAGAAAAGGAACAGGUAACUUAUUGGGUUGGAUUCCUUCCUCAGAUUGCAUAAAGACAUGAAUCUAAUUAACUAGGUAAUUAACAUAUGCACGGCUGCCACUCCCAUGAUUUUCAGCAUAAGGAUGCAAUCUACCACCUUUGUCUAUCAGUCAAAAGAUAUCAAGGAGCAAAUGGGCAACAGUUCAGUAAACAUGUGUAAAAUAACCAAUGUUUCACCCCUGUGUGCCAGCCUUGUUUGUCAUCGCAGAUUACAUGCGGAUGUUGUUCCCUCGGUAGUGGCAGAAAUUCUAUGCUAUGCGUCUUCGUUGAUCUGCCAGACUAAUCAGCCUGUGUCCCCCAAAAGCUUGGGACAAGGGACUUGAUCGGGACAUUAGAACACAUUAGGUAUGGAGCCAUUUAUUCAGCUUUCCAUUCACCCCACCACCCCCACUGUAUUUGGAAAGACACGCCCUUUUCUGCGCUGCUAUGGGGUGGACAUGAGGAGCAGUGCUUUGAAGUCUGACUGCCUUCCCAGCGAUGAGCAUGGGAAAGAUGCGUUAACUUAAUUUGGCAAGCAAUUCUUGACAGGAACUGCACAGUCCCCAUCUUAGCACAUCAAUCAGUGUGGAAAGUGCCACAAAAUGUAUUUGAAAAAUAAAAUCCCUCGGUUUAGUUUUUCGGAGUCUAGGUGGGCGUUAAUACUAAACACAAAGAAUGAAUUCCAAUUUCUAGACAAUAGACUGCCAAAAUAAAAGGAACAAGUUUUGCAACUGACGUGGUUUGUGCCAUGAUGUAACUUUUUAAAUAUUGCAAUAAAAUAAGGAAUUGAUUAUUAGUUUAUUAAAGGUGUCAUCAAUCUCUAAGAUGGAAUUUAUCUCUUAAUCAAACUGCCCCAGACUAACCAAAAAAUCCAUCAGUUACUAGAGUUACUAAAAUUUGGUAUUUCAGGAUAGUUUCUAUAUUCUAUUUUGUUAGUUAACUUUUAAAAGCACUAUUUUACCAAUGCAAGGGUUAGAGUUUAUCAUUUGCAAUGAUGUAUAGGAGUUUAAUGUCAGGAUUAUUCAGAUUCAUAUUCUACAUGAGUGAAUUUUUGAAAUACAAUAAUUGUUGAGAUUUAUAGGAGUUUUCGCUGUUUUUGAUAUAAUCUAUGUUUCCAUGAAAUAGGGGGAUCCUCUGAGGACGGUUGUUUUAUCUCUUGCCACACUUAUCCUAUUCCCUAGAGUUUGGAAGAAUGAGAAAUCGUAUCCCAAAGUUCUUAAUCAGAUUGACAGGGUAGCAGCUUCUAAGCAUUUCCUCCAAUUGUGGAAUCUAGCUUCAGUCAUAGUGGCAGAAAAUGGCCUUAAUUGUUUAUAACAGAACGGAUAGGAAAUGUCCUCACUCAAGGAGUUACUGGCCUUUGUCAUUCUCAGCCCAGAGGGCUGUGGCUGCAAAGGUUUUGAGUACAUACAUUUCUAUGGGAUUCAUUUGAUGUUGUGACAACAAAAACAAAGUGGAGUUGAAGUGGAAGACCAACUUUUACUUUAUAAAAUGGCAAGCAAACUCAAAGAUCCUGUAGUCAGACAGAAAAUGCAGAAGAAAUUUGGGGGCAGGCAGCAUCUCUGGAGGAAAGGACAUUUCCUGUCGAGACCCUUCUUCAGAAUGAGAUAUGGAAGGAAUAUACAAAGAACAUGUUAGGUGUGAAAAGAACAUCAAAGCAGAUGAUGAUCAAGGAAAUGUACAAUGGUUCAUUGUUGGUUGAGGGGAAGUUGACAACGAGGUAUACAAACAGUAAAAUUAAUCAGGAGGACAGUGAAACCAGUAGGAGAAUUAGGGUGGGGGAGGGAUGGAGAGAGAGGAAAAGCAAGAGCUACUUGAAGUUAGAGAAAUCAAUAUUCAUACCGCUGGGUUGUAAGCUGCCCAAGGGAAAUAUGAGGUGUUGUUCCUCCAUUUUGUGUUUGACCUCACUCUGACAGUGGAGGAGGCCCAGAACAGAAUCCUGCACAUUUGCUUCUGCUUCUGAUUCUUAAGUUGCUGUGUGAAGUAUUCAAUUUGGUAAAUCUUAUGUAUCUUACUCAAAUUAUUUCGACAAAUCUGAUGGGUCUCUAAGAAUCUCUCGUGCAGCAGUCAUCUAGUUGAAAGAAAAUGUGACCUUCAAUCGACAAACCCUCCUUAUUUGGCAUUUAGCACAAAACUGGCCCAGUUCAACCAUGGACAAAUUGGUUUAACAGAAGAUCAGACGAUCAGUCUAACAAUCCACUGAAACCACAAAACUAUCCAUAAACCACAAACGUAUAGAGUAUAUUGUGAAGUUGGUUGAGCAGAGGAACAAAUUGUUAAGAUGCCAUUUUGGAACAGAAUCUGAGAAUAGGUAGGAGGCAAAUGUCUCUGGAAGGAUGGAGCAUUGCAGUUUACAUAGAACCAUUAACAAAAUACCAGGGACAACAGUUCACUGCAUGAAUCUGUAAUUAAAGCAUUUAAACUUCUUUGGGGUGGCCAGAUUUCAGUCCUUGAUUUUAAUAACAAUACAUGUGGCUUCUUCCGUUAAUCAAAAAAAUUCUAGAGGAUUAAUUUCUUGCACUUCAUUUGGAUUACUCAGCAAUUCAAUUGUAAUUUUAAAUGAUGGGAUAUAAAUUGCACAAUGUGGUCUCAAAGUUUAAAAGUGCUUAGAUGUGUUUGGCCUCUUGACUACUUCAUAAACUUCCAUGAAGUGAGAUGUUUUGACAUAAGAUAGAAUCCUUAACAUUCUUGUGAAUUAUUUAAGAUUUAAGGAUCGGAAAGUAGUUAUAUGUGGAGAUCUUCUGGUGGCUAUAAUUAAAUUCAUAGCCAGUCAGAAUGAACCUGGAAUAGGCAGUAGGAAAUAAAGUCUAUGAUCUGAGAUUGAACUGUAAUUACUUAUUGUGAUUACAAUUGCAGUUGAUCUCAGUGUGGUCUAUGAUAAUAUAUGGUCGGAACAAGUGAAGUGAUAUUACUCCCCUGAUUACUCUAACUGCAUACAACUUGCAUCCAACACUGUGCUAUUUUGCUGAAUUUACAGAGCAGCAAAUUUGUCCAUUGUAAUAUGCAUUGCUGCUACAAGGUUGCAACCUUUCUGUUUCAUAUUAGUGCAGCUUAUCAAAAAUAGUUUUUCCUCAGAAAGGAACACCAAUGAGGGUGUUUGGGAGACUACCCACGUAUGCUGUAUAUAAUUAAAAUGAUUAUUAAGACAAUUUAAAAAUAUAUAUAUUUGCUGCAAGCAUUUUUGGUUUAUUUUUUUAAAAUAAGGUUAUUUGUUAUGGGUUGAUAUUUUAUUCUUAAUGCAGAGCAUGGAAAUAAAAUGGUCUGUGAAAACAGAUAUUGGUAUAUUGACAAUUAUUGCAAUACAAUUUGAAAUUGCUGAAUAUGUUUAACGUAUCACUAUUUAUUUCAUGGCAUAAAUUAUAUUCAGAAUUAGUACUGAAUGAAAUAUUUGUGUUAUCCUGUUGAAUGAAUAUUCACACUAGAAUUGGUAUAACCUCUCGAACCAUUAAACUGAAUUUAUUGCUGAAUAAAAUGUUGGUGAAUUAUUGCCAGAUAUCUUUAUGACUUGUACAAUAAUCUUGGGUAGACAAAAAAUGGUGGAGAAACUCAGCAUCUAUGGAGAGAA